This is a messenger RNA of Anolis carolinensis (green anole), 1587 nucleotides long. Its product is annotated as keratin, type I cytoskeletal 12. Bases 16 to 1434 code for a protein of 472 amino acids. NCBI's taxonomy places the organism in Eukaryota, Metazoa, Chordata, Lepidosauria, Squamata, Anolidae. Gene Ontology annotation, molecular function: structural molecule activity. The record is from RefSeq and is a predicted model, not a curated record. Gene Ontology annotation, cellular component: cytoskeleton. The transcript has 8 exons. Gene Ontology annotation, biological process: intermediate filament organization; epithelial cell differentiation.
CUCUUUCCAGGCACCAUGUCGCUUUCUGUUCGUGCAGCAACAGGACCCCUUCAAUUCUCUUCCCGGAGUGGAUAUGGUGGAGGUUCUGUUAGGCUGUCUAGUACUAGCAGUGCAGGGAGCUUUGGGGGUGGAUUUGGUGGUGGGCCUCUGCUCAACUUUGGUGGUGGUGGAUAUGGCGGAGGACUAGGCGCUGGAUAUGGUGGAGGAUUGGGUGCUGGAUAUGGUGGAGGACUGGGUGGCGGAUAUGGUGGAGGGGGCUUUAGUGGAGGUUCAGGUGCUGGCUUCGGAGGGGGCUAUGGAAGCGGUGGAGGUGGAGAAAGUAGCCUUUUAUCUGGCACUGAAAAGGAAACUAUGCAGAACCUGAAUGAUCGUCUGGCUGCCUACCUGGACAGAGUGCAUUCGCUGGAGGAAGCCAAUACUGAGCUGGAACGCAAGAUCCGUGAGUGGUAUGAAAAAAAUGGCCCAGGGACUGGUGCCUUAGGGGCUGGACGAGACUACAGUAAAUACUACCCUGUUAUUGAAGAUCUCAGGAAUAAGAUCAUCAAUGCAACUAUUGAAAAUGCCCGGAUAGUUCUUCAAAUUGAUAAUGCAAGACUGGCAGCUGAUGAUUUCAGGCUGAAGUUUGAGAAUGAGGUGGCCCUUCGUCAAAGUGUUGAGGCUGACAUCAAUGGACUACGCCGAGUCCUGGAUGAGCUGACUUUGACCAGAGCUGAUUUGGAGAUGCAGAUUGAAACUCUGAAUGAGGAACUGGCCUACCUCAAGAAGAACCAUGAGGAAGAACUUAUUGGAUUCCAAAGUAAUGCCACUGGACAAGUUAGUGUGGAAAUGGAUGCUGCACCAGGGGUUGAUUUGACCAAACUCCUGAAUGAGAUGAGAGCACAGUAUGAGUCUAUUGCAGAACAACAUCGGAAAGAGGCUGAAGCCUGGUUCAAUGAAAAGAGUGGGGAGCUGAAGAGAGAAAUUUCUACACACUCUGAGCAGCUUCAAUAUGGAAAGAGUGAACUCACAGACUUGAAACGGACUUUGCAAAGCCUGGAAAUUGAGCUGCAAUCUCAACUUGCUUUGAAAAAAUCCCUUGAAGACACUCUUGCUGAAACAGAAGCUGGCUACUGUACCCAACUUGCUCAAAUGCAGCUUCAGAUUGGAAAUGUGGAAUCCCAGCUUUUCCAGGUCCGAGCUGACAUGGAACGACAAAAUGCAGAGUACCAGAAUCUUAUGGAUAUAAAGACCCGACUGGAGAUGGAGAUUGAAACUUACCGACGCCUACUGGAUGGAGAGAUUGGCUCAUUUGAAAGUGCUUCUGUGACCAGUGCCAAGUCAGUGGAUUCCAGCCGUGAUCCAAACAAAACCAGAAAGAUCAAGACAAUUGUCGAAGAGGUGGUAGAUGGCAAAGUAGUUUCAUCCAAAGUUAAAGAAGUGGAGGAGAAAAUAUGAGGAAUUUUAAAACAUCAAAUAAUCAUUCUGCAAAUUCAAGGAAUCAUUAGAUUUACUUCAUCCUCUCCUUUUCUCUGAAGAACAAAACAUGCAAAAUAUAAUUUCUAGAAUUUCUCUCUAGUUAAAUGAUUCAAUAAAUGCUAUUUCAACUUA